This is a messenger RNA of Pneumocystis jirovecii RU7, 969 nucleotides long. Its product is annotated as DNA-directed RNA polymerase III subunit C34. The coding region runs from base 1 to 969 and encodes 322 amino acids. Gene Ontology annotation, biological process: transcription by RNA polymerase III. Gene Ontology annotation, cellular component: RNA polymerase III complex. The transcript is spliced from 4 exons. The record is from RefSeq and is a predicted model, not a curated record. NCBI's taxonomy places the organism in Eukaryota, Fungi, Ascomycota, Pneumocystomycetes, Pneumocystales, Pneumocystaceae.
AUGGUAGAUAAGAAGAUUUGUUUAGUAGAAACAUUAGAUCAUUUUGAACUUUCACCUCUAGCUAAACAUGUCUAUAAAUGUUGUCUUGAAUUUUUGCCUAAUUGUGUGACACAAGAUGAUAUUCAGAAUAUGCUUAAGAAUAAAAGUGUUGAAGACUUGGAAAAAAUAAUUAAUGAACUUCUUGGAAAGAGGUUGAUAGAUGCAUUUGUACAAGGAAACCAAUUAAUAUAUAAAGCGGUUCAAAAAGAUGAAGCAAAAAAGAUUUCGUCAAUGGAUGGAGAUGAAGCAAUGGUAUUUAAUUAUAUAAAAGAUGCAAGUAAUGAAGGUUAUAUUGUUACUAUAAAAGCUCUUGAUUUAUCUUUAUUAGGAAUAUGGAGUAGGACUAUAAAAAUAAAAACAAAUCUUCAUACAACUGUUUUAAAUAGAGCUUUAAAAAGCUUAGAAUCGAAACAAUUAAUUAAAGCAGUUAAAUCAGUUAAAAAUCCUACACGUAAAAUAUUUAUGAUUUAUGAUUUAGUCCCUUCUAUAGAACUUACAGGCGGGCCUUGGUUUACUGAUCAAGAGAUGGAUCUAGAAUUUAUAGAACGAUUGCAGGGAGCCUUGUAUAAAUACAUUUUGUCUCAUUCAUAUCCAAAAUCACAGGAUACUUUAUUCUCUCCGUCAUAUUCUGGAUAUUUAACUGCCGAGCAAAUUCACUCUUGGCUUAAAAAUAGUGGGAUAACUCAAGUAGAUCUUGAGUUGUCUGAUGUUGUAAACUUAUUGAAUGUUCUUGUUUAUGAUAGAAAAAUUGAAUAUUGUCAAAAUGGAACUGCAUUUAAGGCUUUACGUAGAGUUAAUCAUAAAAACAUUCAUGAUUUUACAGAAACUGCAUGUGAAUCAUGUUUAAUAAAUAAUCUUUUUUCUAAGGAGAAAAAUACAUCUAAUAAUUUCUGUAUUUAUUUCCGUUCAUGGCUUGAUAAUAAUUUAUGA